Messenger RNA from Lepus europaeus (European hare), 6190 nucleotides. RefSeq names its product regulator of G protein signaling 7 binding protein (gene RGS7BP). Bases 55 to 828 code for a protein of 257 amino acids. Gene Ontology annotation, biological process: G protein-coupled receptor signaling pathway. The transcript is spliced from 6 exons. Gene Ontology annotation, cellular component: neuron projection; nucleus; postsynapse. The record is from RefSeq and is a predicted model, not a curated record. Lineage: Eukaryota; Metazoa; Chordata; Mammalia; Lagomorpha; Leporidae.
CGCCCGCGCCGGGGCGCACUGCACCAGCGGCUUCGGCUUGGUGGAUGUGUAUGCAUGAGUUCUGCACCGAAUGGGCGCAAAAAGCGCCCCAGCCGGUCCACCCGCUCCUCAAUCUUCCAGAUCAGCAAGCCCCCGCUGCAGAGCGGGGAUUGGGAGCGCAGGGGCAGCGGCUCCGAGAGCGCCCACAAAACCCAACGAACCCUGGACGACUGCAAGAUGCUUGUCCAAGAGUUCAACACGCAAGUGGCCCUGUUCCGAGAGUUGGUCAUCUCCAUUGGGGAUGUCUCGGUCAGCUGCCCCUCACUCCGGGCAGAAAUGCACAAGACGAGAACUAAAGGCUGUGAAAUGGCCCGGCAGGCACAUCAAAAACUGGCUGCCAUCUCAGGCCCGGAAGAUGGUGAGAUCCACCCUGAAAUCUGUCGACUCUACAUCCAGCUGCAGUGCUGCUUGGAAAUGUACACAACAGAGAUGCUCAAGUCUAUUUGUCUGUUGGGGUCUCUUCAGUUUCAUCGGAAAGGAAAAGACAUUGGUGGGGGAACCAAGAAUUUGGACUGCAAAAUUGAGGACAGCACUGAGACACCUGCCCUAGAGGACUCCGCCUCAUCCCCUGUGGAUAGUCAGCAGCAAUCCUGGCAGGUUUCCACGGACAUUGAGAACACGGAAAGAGACAUGCGUGAAAUGAAAAACCUUUUAAGCAAACUCAGGGAAACUAUGCCUUUACCGCUGAAAAAUCAAGAUGACAGCAGCCUUCUGAAUCUAACUCCCUACCCCUUGGUGAGAAGACGGAAGAGAAGGUUCUUUGGGCUCUGUUGCCUCGUCUCAAGCUAGGCAGUUCUCUCGGAAACCCACCACCGGGAACACCUGAAAAAAAACAAACCACAAAACCGGAGGACCUCCAGACAGCUGAACCACACGGUUAUUGGUUUCUGACUAUGUUUUCUAUGCUUCCUCGUUACUUUUCUCCGCCUCUCCCCGCCCUCUUAAAUGAUUUUACGCUUGAAAGCAGCUGCUGUCAAGAAAAAAAUAACUGAUUCCAAAAGCAGGCUGUUUUUAAAAGGAUUUGUAGAGCUGACAUUGUGCAUGCCUGCUCUAAACCAUGCCAUGACAGAUGCAAGAAUUAUGAUUUUUAAAUGACUUAAAGGGUUUUUUAAUGUAUUAUACAGAGAAAAGUUAUUUCACAUAUACUAGUAUAUCUAUAGCUCUUGCUGAUCUCAUGUGAACAAUUUAUCCUAUAUGAAAGAAGUCUUUAAACAUAGAAACCUAUUUAAAACUGCAAAACUGUGUUCGAAAAUCCAAUCUAUCAGUAUCAUUGGAAAAAUAUUAUAACCUAACAUAUGCCACCUCACUUAUUGCUUUCUCUGCACUCAUUGAUGUUUAGUCUUCCAUUCUGUCAGAAUCUAAGAGCUUCAACAUGAAAAUAUCUUAAUUUAUAAUGCAACAAAAACCAUAUAUGGAAAGUACUUACAUUUUGUAAAUACACAGUAAUCCUAAUACCGUCGUACAAUGCAUAUGGGCAACUAAUUUCCUUUGAUCCAAUGGUGUCUUUUUCAGCUUCUUGGAGAAUGAAGUAAUCCAGUUAGGAAAUGGUGUAGAAACAUAUACAAUUACCCUCAAAUGUAAAAUUGAAUAUUAUCACAUUUUGUUCUAAUUGAAAUCUGAAGCAUGGUGUCUGCACAUCAGCAUAGUGUUAAAUCUUAUAGGGCAUGCUGGAAUUAGCUCAGAUCAUAAAACUAUUUAACAUUUUACAUUGUUGAUAAAUUUUUUUAGUUAAGCUAAGCUUUUCUCAUUUUAGAUGACUAUGCAGAUAUGACUUUUCCAAUGUGUACUUGGUGUCUUGUCUUAUGCUUAGAAUCUUGGAAGCAGGACACAUUAAGCAAUACUAUAUUUUAGAACAGAGGAAGCCACUGCUUCAUUUUCCUGCUGAUAGCUUUGUUGUGAUUUUCCCACACAAAACUUGUAACACAGUACAAAUUUUGUUCUAUAUUCCCCCUCUUCCUCCUUUGGCCCAUUUCCCAGACUCAGUUUCCCUUAGAUUGAGAGAUCAAGUCUUUGCACUUCUUGUUUUCCAUAGUACAAAAAAUCUUCAAGUCAGACACAAGGCACCAGUGUCUAGUACAACAGAAAGAUGAGCUAGAUACCUAAUAGUGGUGUAUCCAAGACACAUCUUUAAUCCCAACCCCGUACUAUCUCAAUAUUUACAUGCACAGGCGUUUACAUGUAUGCCAAUAUUUUGACCUAAAAUCUGAAUAUAUUAAAACCUUUAGCAUUAGUGAAGAUGAACAGAGGUAUAGGUAAGCUACUGGAAUAAUUAUUCUAUUAAGUUGAAUCAUAUGAAAUUGCUGAUAUUUGACUGUUUUGACCUACAAAAACUAGCAGUUUCAUAUAGCUCAACCUACUAGCUGAUGUUGUGGAAGUUUUACAUGGAAUUGUCUUCUAGCUCUUUUUAUUGAAAAUGAAAUUGAUUUAGGGAGUUGGCAGAGCUCUGUAAAAGCUAUACAGGUCUCUAUUUAGAUCACACCAGCCGGUUGUUGGUCCUAUUCUUGGAGUCUAGAAUUGUGUUUCAUUGACCUGGUCAUUAAUGCAUGGUAUAGGUAUGCUUGGCUUCAUAAAAAAAGAAGUACCCUUGACCAGUUAUAUGAGAAAUUCACAACUUCCUAUAUCAAGUACUUGUAAAAACAAUUGGGACUCCUCCUGUGAAUACUCCUUUGCAGAGUAAGCAACCGCCAGGCUCACCUGGUCUGCAAAUGUUGAUUGUCAAAAAUCAGUUUAAUUAAAGCUUAACAUCCUUUUCUAAAUCUGGCUCCUUUUCAUUACCUGAGGUUAUUGCCUUUCAGGUCCAUUAUUUUGAAAUUAUGAAGCAGCCCAGUGUGGCUUACCCUCAGCUCCCAUCUCUGUCCUCUCCCACCUUCCAACUAUGUUGAAACCUCAGCUUCGGUCCUACUCCCACUAAUCCACGUGAGGUUACCAAAUGAGAAGCCCACCUUGGGUGUUCAGCACGGCUUUCUAAAUGCCUGGCCUAAAUCAUUUCUGCUUGGUUCAUUUGUGCUCACCUUCACUUUAGUCUCAGUGUGAAAGUAACAUUUACCUUCUGUGCAGUUGUCCUUUGUACAACCGAAGACUGUUAAUAAAUUCAGGUCUCACCUCCAUGUCUGGGAAGGCUGUAGUAGCUAUUCACGGAGAUGGGAAUUUGUCUAAUUACGUAGCCAGACUUUCCAUAUCUAAGGUGAUAUAUUCAGCCUCAUCUUUUAUUCAUAGUGCCUGUUUUCCAGCCUUCGAUCAGUUUUGUAGUUCCUGUGGACACACUCCAAGAUUUAUAGAUCUUCUUUCAGAAGCAGGUAAUAAAAUUAAAUUUAGUGCUCAAAGUCCUGAUACACCUACACUGGCUCAUGGUUGCAUUCGCCAUUUCCCUUUAGAUAUGCAUCCUCUGGGAGCUGCCCCUCUCUCCUCUCACCUACCAAAGGAUUUUCUCAGGUGUGGUUCCAUGAGAUCAAGUUCUCACUGUCUUGGUUUCUUGCUGGUGAUUCUCUUUAAGAUUAGCAACAUCACUCACCUGAUCUCUAGGCAUAAGAAGAGAACAUCAAACCCAUUUUUUUUCUUAUAUCCACAUACUUGAAACAGAAAAAGAUGCAAAUUUUAUGUGACACUCACUCACUUGACCACCAUAUUUUUAAUAUCCCAUGUUGAUGGGGUUUUUUUUCCAACUACAAAAAUAUGAUUUUUUUUUCAGGCAAUCUGAAAAAUACCACCAUGUAUAAAGAAAGUAAAAGUCACCUGAAUUUCAUCACAAUUCAUACUGGGUAUUUUUUUAUACAUAACAGGAACGAAUUUCACGUAUUUCAUAUAUACUGUUUUAUGAAUGUAUUACAUUGUUUAAAAUGACAUUUUUGGUCUUUCAGUCAGUCCAGUCUGGGCCCAGCAGCACUGAGGGAUAACUCCUCCAGUGUAAAGUGUCAUUUUAACAAAGCCCGCCCUCUGCAGUCUGGCCUGCAUCUGCAGACUUGCUGCAAAUUUCUGGUUGUGUCAUCAUUCAGGGAUACAGAGAAAGCUUUAGCAUUAGCACAACUCUGAUGCCUCCUCCAACAAACUGAAGUUUCUAGGGGAAAUUUUAAAUUUUAAAUCCUGCCGGACCAUUUUCUUCAUCCAUGCUGCUGUAAAAACAGUGGAGAUACUCAGUGUUUGGCAAUACUGCCACCUACUGAAAGAUGACCUUCAGAAUGAGAGGGGAAAAUAAACAGAGUGCAGGAGUCAAACUCUAAUUUGUGUAGACAGCUGACACAUGGGCCAUGAUCGCCUCUGGAAUUUCAUACUCUGAGAGUCUCGAUGUUGAAAUGACUAGGGAUAUCAUCCAGCCUAACCUCCCGUCCCACACACGCACCUGUAAGCAAAGUCUAUUGUGUGUGUGUGUGGGUGUGUGUGUGUGUGUUCCAGAAUGUCACCAAAUGCAAAGUGCUCAACUUUUAGGUAACUGGGUAGAAUGAGGAACUGCAAUGAUAUGAUUGGCCUCAGAAUAAAUCAUUAGAAUUCGAUAUGAAUAGACUCAAGAACAUAAAAUUAUUGAAUAUGUUAUAAAGAUGACAUCCUAAAUCAAUGAGAAAGGUUGGAUGAUUAUUAUUUUGUAACCACUGGUUAGCCAUUGAUUGAGAGAAAUAUUAGAUCCAUACUUCCUUUCAGAAAGAUAAAUUCUAGAUGAAAUAAGGAUUUAAAUGUUAAAUCACACAAAUGAACACAACAGGACUAGCAGACAAUCUGAAUGAGUAUCUAUAUAACUUAAAUUUAGGAAAAACCUUUCUAAGCAUAACACCAAAGGAAGAAACCAUAAAGACAAGAUGGAUAGAUUUAACUAAUUAAAAAUGCUGAACUCAAAUAUGGUGGAAAACAACAAAGAAAAGUAAGAGAAAAUGAUAUUUGUAAUUUUUGUAACAAAGAUUGGGAAUAUCUAAUAAAUAUUAAAAAUUUAAACACUACUACUUUGGGGAAGUUCCCAUAGUUUCUGACCAUCUUCCCAGCCAAAUGUUUCCAUUUAGUUCUUUCCUUAUUGUGUUUUCUUCACUGUUGCUUGUCUAAUUAUCAGCUUUUCCCCUACUGAACUGGAAAUACAAAAGACAGCAACCAUUUCUCUGUGGCUUACUAUUGGGCCCCCAACAUCUAACACAGUACUAGACCAAAAGCAAAUGGUGAAAACAUAUUUAUCGAAUGAGUGAGGAAUGAAUGAAUGAAUGACUGAGAUUCUGUGACUUUAAAAACAGCCAAUUUUCCAGUAGAAAAUUAAGCCAGGGGCACAAACUGGUUAUACACAAUAAGCUAAAAUAAUUCACUCAUAAGAAAUAAUUUUUAAAAAUAUACUAGUAAUAGAAAAUGCAAAUCAUAUGCUGUACUAUUUUUUACAUAACAGAAAGGUAGAAUAUAAGGAAUUAAACACACUAGAAACGAUCAGGGUGUAUGAAAACACUCUCUUCUAGAGUCAGCAGGACUAUAAAUUGAUCAAAACUUUAUAGGAAGUAUUUUAGCAAUAUAUUUUCCAUGUGUGCCCAGUAAUUCCAUAUUAGGAAAUUCCACUUUACAAAGGUCAGGAGGAAAGAAUGUGCUAAAGUGUAUUCAUUCAUUAUUCAAAAACUGUAUGCAGGAAAGGAUGUUUAUAGCAGCAUUAUUUGCAGGAGUAGAAAAGUGUAACUAAGUCCACCUUCAAGGGUUGGUUACAUAUGGUACAUCCUUCUAGUGGGAUAUUGUGUACCCAUUAAUAAUAAAUAUCAUAUGUACAUCUUUGCUAUAUUGUUAAGCAAAAAAAAAAAAGGAAGUUACAGUUGUAUAGCCAUAGUAUGAUCCUUUUUUAAAAAUAUUAUAUACACAAGUGUUCAUUAAAAAGUAUGAAAGGAUAUUUGCCGAAGUGAUAAUAGUAUUUUAUCUCUGGGAGGUGAGAUUUGGAGCAAUUGUAUUUUCUUUCAGCAUAUCUGUACCUUCUAAUUUUUCCACAAUGAGCAUGUAGUAUCUGUAUAAUUUUUUCAGGGAAUAAACAACAGUGUUCAGAAUAUAUAUUAAAUGAAAAACACGUUAUAAAACCAUAUGUAUAGUAUGACACAGUAUUUGUAAAAAGAAAUUAUAUAUAAAUAUAUCUAUGUAUGUAUAUAUAUGCAUAAGAAAGCUAGAAGGACAUACACUAAAAUGUUAAUAGUAGUUAUCUAUGGGUCGUGGG